Molecule: messenger RNA, 1368 nt
Organism: Botrytis fragariae
Lineage: Eukaryota; Fungi; Ascomycota; Leotiomycetes; Helotiales; Sclerotiniaceae
Product: putative tetrahydrofolylpolyglutamate synthase protein
Exons: 6
Coding region: 1-1368 (455 amino acids)
Biological process (GO): tetrahydrofolylpolyglutamate biosynthetic process
Cellular component (GO): mitochondrion; cytoplasm; cytosol
Molecular function (GO): tetrahydrofolylpolyglutamate synthase activity; ATP binding
Source: RefSeq, a predicted model, not a curated record
AUGGGAGAGAGGACCUAUGAUGAUGCUAUCAAUGCCUUGAAUACACUUCAAACACCAUACGAAGUUCUCAAAAAACGAUGGGAAGCUGGGAUCAAACUCGAUGAAGGAGCUAAUCGGGAAAUGAAACAGCAUCUGACUCGAAUUGGAUAUACACAAGAUGAUCUCGAACGAUUGAAUAUUGUCCAUGUUGCCGGUACCAAAGGAAAAGGAUCUACGUGUGCCUAUGUUGACUCUAUAUUGAAUCGAUAUAGAAAGUCACAUGAUCUUCCCCAAAAGGUUGGACUUUUCACAUCACCUCAUCUCAUUGCUGUCCGGGAAAGAAUUCGAAUCAAUUCAGCACCCAUAUCAGCUCCUAUGUUUGCGAAAUACUUCUUUGAGGUAUGGGAUCGUCUGGAAGCAGCUGCGGCAUCCCCGAGCGAACCGUUUGAGAAGCCUGUCUAUUUCAGAUACCUGAAUUUGAUGUCUUAUCACGUUUUUCUCCAAGAAGGCGUCGAUGCUGCAAUCUAUGAGGUUGGGGUUGGAGGCGAGUAUGAUUCGACGAAUAUUGUGGAUCGACCCGCGGUGACGGGUAUAUCAUCGCUAGGGAUCGAUCAUGUGUUUACGCUGGGAGACACGAUUGAUAAAAUUGCAUGGCAUAAAGCUGGAAUUCAGAAAGCAGGGGUGCCAUCGUUUACAGUGAAUCAAAAGCCAGAAGCGAUGAAAGUAGUAGAGAAGAGGGCUAGGGGGAAUGCAAGUCUUGCCAUUUGUCUGGCCGAAACAGUUUUAAACAAACUGAACCCCAAAUUCAGUACAUCCUCGAAUUCUCUACCCCAAGAAUUCGUAGAUGCUUUGGAACAAGUAGUUUGGCGUGGAAGAUGCGAAACAAAGGUUGAUGGAAAUGUCACCUGGUAUCUGGAUGGCGCACAUACUGCAGAUAGUAUCAUUGUCGCAGCAAAAUGGUUUGGUGAUGAGGUCGCAAAGGAGCACGGCCCACGAGUUCUGAUUUUCAACCAACAAGGUCAUCGUGAAGCGAUUGGAUUGCUAGAGGGGCUUCAUAGCGCAAUUCAAGGAUCCGUAAAGUUCGACCAUGUAAUAUUCUGCACAACAUCCAUUCAAAAAGAAAAUGCAUCCAAGAAAGAUUUCGUUAACCUUUCCUACGACCCUAAAUCGAUAUCCGAACUCACGAUGCAAAAAGCCUUUGCUGAAAAGUGGCGCUCGCUUGAUUUUAACCUCGAAACCGAUGUACAAGUUCUUCCAAGCGUGGAAGAUGCAUUUGAAUACGUCCGAGGUUUGGCUACGGAUGAGGUACAUGCUCAAGCUCUAAUUACGGGGAGUGUGCAUCUGGUUGGUAGAGCGCUGGGAAGUUUGGAAUCGGUGGAUGCACUGUAA